AUGGAAAGAGAACUCAUCCUCGAUGAGAAUGUUGUCAACCUAUUACCUUGGGGUGCCGUGGUGAAAGAGGUGAUCAGCUACGGAACAGCGGCUUGGACGAGUGCAUCACGAAUUAAUGUUGCGCUGCUGAAUGGGGAGAGGAAGUCAUUUUUUCUCAAGCGAGCAAAAGGUAACCAGGGCAAGGAGAUGAUUGAAGGCGAGUAUCGCUCAAUGAUGGAGAUCUAUUCCUCUAUGCCCGAUCUCGUUCCCAGGCCGAUAGGGUGCGGCAAAAUCAAGCGAGCCUCCCUUGACACCUACUUUUUCCUCAUGGAUUUCAUCAACUUGAGCUGUGAAAUGGCUGAGCCUGGAGAUUUCUGUCGCCUCAUCGCCCAGCUUCAUCAGAAUAGUACAUCUCCGACGGGAAAGUUUGGCUUCUUUCAAACCACCUACCAUGGCCCCAACCCGCAGAACACAGCUUGGGAGAGCAAUUGGUGCGUCUACUUCACGAGGCUGUUGACUCAAUUCUACGACCGGGAAAUCGCCCAAAACGGGUCACAACCAGAAUAUGAGGCUGCCUACCAGAAACUUGUUUCUGACGUAGUGCCACAGCUUCUUGAGCCUCUUCAAUCCGACGGCCGUGUCUUGAGACCAUGUCUCAUCCACGGAGAUUUGUGGGAAGAGAAUACUGGCAUCAACCUAGAUACUGCUCUACCUGUCGUGUUUGAUGCCAGUGCGAUGUACGCCCAUAAUGAAAUGGAGCUGGGCAUGUGGCGAGCCGACAUCAUCCGUUUCGGGAAGCCGUUCUAUCAUGAGUAUCUGAGGAACAUGCCUCCGAGCGAGCCGAGCGAACAAUUUGACGACCGCAACCGAUUGUAUAGCAUCAAAUUCAAGAUUGCCCAUUGCUUAGGUUGGCCACAUUCCGCACCUAGCCACCGCCAGCAGAUAUUGAGUGACAUGCACUAUUUGAUCGACAAGUAUUCGUGA
This is a messenger RNA of Fonsecaea multimorphosa CBS 102226, 963 nucleotides long. RefSeq lists its product as uncharacterized. The coding region runs from base 1 to 963 and encodes 320 amino acids. The record is from RefSeq and is a predicted model, not a curated record. NCBI's taxonomy places the organism in Eukaryota, Fungi, Ascomycota, Eurotiomycetes, Chaetothyriales, Herpotrichiellaceae. The transcript is spliced from 4 exons.